This is a messenger RNA of Aspergillus aculeatus ATCC 16872, 1203 nucleotides long. RefSeq names its product putative mitochondrial carrier protein. The transcript is spliced from 3 exons. The record is from RefSeq and is a predicted model, not a curated record. Gene Ontology annotation, biological process: mitochondrial L-ornithine transmembrane transport. Lineage: Eukaryota; Fungi; Ascomycota; Eurotiomycetes; Eurotiales; Aspergillaceae. Gene Ontology annotation, molecular function: L-ornithine transmembrane transporter activity. Bases 1 to 1203 code for a protein of 400 amino acids.
AUGACAGAUGAUCUAUCAUCUGCUCGUACAGAUCAUGCGAGCAUCGACGACCUGAUUCAAUCGGACUCAACCUCUCGAAGGAAAUCUCGACACAAUGCUGCAACUGGUGCCUCUGCUGCUGGUACUCGUGCUCUGAGUGCGCAAAUUGUUGCCUUUUAUUUCAGGGCACCUAUAAAGGCCUUUUUUCGUACCCGAGCAUUUGCCAGGGCUGUUAACCCCCACUCAGCGAAGUCUGGCUGGUCCUUGCAUACGACCACACCCGGGCUCUUGAUGCACGCCGUUCGUACGUAUGGUUGGCGCUUCAUUCCCAAUCAAGUUAUGCCCCCUUUGUUAGCGAAUGCCGCAGUUGGUGCCAUACUUUACACAUCAUAUCUCCAGGUUCUUGGAAGUCUUAACGAAACUGUGUCGCAAGGCAUCAAACGUAUAUACCCCCCUCCUCCGCCUUCAAACACAUUCGCAGCCGGAUUCAUAGCCGGAACUAUUCAGUCUAUAGUAGCCGCUCCCCUUGAUGCUCUCCAAGUCCGUCUAAGAACAAGUGAUCUUCUUGAGGGGCAGUACCGGAGUAUGUGGCAUUAUGGCCGUCAAAAGCUUACUCAGAUUGGAGCUCGGGGUAUUUUCGCAGGUUGGGGCCUUUCCUUCCUGCGUGAUUCCCUUGGCUAUGCAUUUUUCUUCUCAUCGUUCGAAUUCAUAAAAUCUCAGGGGUACUACUCAUUUAUCACGUGGUACUAUGGGUCGUUGCAUACUCUUAAUGCGCAGAGAGUGCACACUGUCCAGUCCGGAAACCACAGUGUCUCACUCAUAAGACCCCAUUAUGCAUUGGAGCCAUGUUUUCUCAUGGCCGCGGGUGUGAUAGCUUCAGUGGCUCAACAAGCCAUACAACGACCGCUGUCGGUCAUUCAAAGCAUCCAUGUCACUCGCUUGGAAUAUCUUGACCAUCAAGCCAGUCUCUAUCCUUCGAGACGACAAAUGCUACGUCUUUACUACCAUGCAUAUCAGGAAACAUUGAAAAGAUGCAAGCGAAAGGCGACUAGGGUCGGGGGCUGGAGGAAGUGGCUCUUUCGUGGAUUUGCCAGAGACGCUAUACGUCAAGUGCCAAGCACAAGUGCUGGGCUUGUGAUUUUUGAGUUGGUCCGUCGUAAAUAUGCGUAUAUGUCGGAUAAUGUAUAUAUUGAGAGGGAUGGAUAUAGUAUUCUACUGCCGUGA